Molecule: messenger RNA, 1569 nt
Organism: Paramecium tetraurelia
Lineage: Eukaryota; Ciliophora; Oligohymenophorea; Peniculida; Parameciidae
Exons: 6
Biological process (GO): post-transcriptional regulation of gene expression
Cellular component (GO): cytoplasm
Molecular function (GO): mRNA binding
Source: RefSeq, a predicted model, not a curated record
AUGUCUUAGCCUUACGUCCCUUAGGAAUUCAAUAAAGAGGAUGAAGAAUUAAAAUGUCAUCCAUCUUAGAGUGGGUCGACUGCAACUCCAACACUAUUUGAGAAUACUAAUACAGCAAAAGCUUUUAGUACAGCGUUUUUUGAAGAUCAACUACAUUAAGAAGAUGAUCUAUUUGAUGAAAUAAACUAAUAAUUAAACUAGGUGUUGAUUAAUGACACCUAUAGACCUUCUCUUGUCUCAGCAUUUUAAGCUGACAUGUCAUCCUACCUAAGUCACGAGAAGUUGACCAAAAAUUCCAGAAAAAUGUAAUUGGAGUACUAAAAUGCCAAUUUAAAAGAAAAAGAAUAUGUAUUCAAUACAUAUGUAAGAGCUGAUAUAGAAAAUAUAAGUUUGGAUAAGUAUAGGCAUUUUUUGCUUGAGAAAAUACUAGAAGUUGGUCCUCCUUCUCAUAAAAAUGUAAUACUUGAUAGAAUAUUUUAAUCAAUAAAUAAGUUAAUAAAAGAUCUAUACGCUUGUAAAGUAAUGUAAAAGGGAUUAGAAAUGAUGAUCUCACAUCCUAAUGAUUCUCCUUAUUAAUUAGAGAAUUACUUAAAUUUCAUCCACUCUGAUACACCUUAAAUGAAAAAAAUUUAUGUGGACAAAAUUGCAAAUCAAAUUAUUCAAAAAAGUCUUGAAGUUUUGGAAGGGAAUCAUUUAUAUAAACUUCUUUAAGUGGUUUCAAAAUACGUAUUAUAAUAACACAAUUCAUAGGUUCUCAACAACAACAAUGAAAAAUUCGAAUUAUCAACAGAUUAAUAUGGAUGCUUAAUUGUGAAUAAGAUAAUUGAUAUAUAUCCUAAAUUAUUCGAUGCUUAAACAAAGACUUUAUGCAAUGAGAUAAUAACAAGAGCAAUUGAAAAUAGUUCUGGCCUGACUAGAAGAUAAUUUGCUAAUUAUAUUAUUUAAUCAAUAUUGGAGAAAGGGUAAGAGGUUCAUAAAAGAUUGUUGAUGGAUCAGUAUCUCAUUAAAGAUUUUAUACCAAUGUCUAUGGAUAAAUACGGUAGCAAUGUAGCAGAAAAAGCCAUAGUUUAUGGAGGUUCUUAAUGGAGAACAAGGUUAUGGGAAGAAGUAACAGUCUCAGAAAGUUCUUUUAAGAAAUUGGUCAAUGAUUAGUUUGCAAAUUAUCCGAUUCAAAGACUAUUUGAAUAUUUAGAUUAACCAUUAAGACAGGAGUAUUUGGCAUUACUAAAUAAAUUUUCAGAUAAUAACUAAUUAAAUAAUCAUGGAUAGAUUGUGUUAAAGUUUGCAUAAGCAAAUUAUAAUGUUAAAAGAUAUACUUAAAAGAUAUUAUAGACUGAAAAGAACAAGCAAAUCAAAAAUAGUUAGAAAAAUUAAAAUUAAAAAUCAUAAACUAAAAAUUAAAAUUUAACUAAUAAUCCUCAAAAUUAGUAAUAAAUUGACAAUGGAUUUAAAUAAAUGUAAUAAGAAUAGUUUUAAGUUAUGAUGAUGUAAUAGAUGAUUUGUUAUUGCAAAAACAGAUGCCAUAAUUAUAUUAUUAAGAUUAAAAUUAUCUUCAUUAUGGAGCAAUGA